AUCAUAAUAAAGUCACGAUAUAAAAAUUGAAUAACCCGGGUACAUUUUAAAAUUACACAAUGAAAGUGAUGUGUAUAACAAAUUAGAAAAAGUGCUCAAACCUUAAAAAUAUCAAUUUAGUAAUGGAUGAUAUUCAGAAAAAUGACGAAAGGACUGAAAAUUUUUAUUCCGACGCUGCCAACUACUGGUCUAAAGUCCCAGCCACAGAGGAUGGAAUGUUAGGAGGAUUUGGGUUCAUUUCGAACACAGAUAUCGAAGGGUCGGAAUUAUUUCUAAGAUCAGCCUUCAAGUUAAAAAAUCCUCCAAGAAAAGAAUAUGCUUUAGACUGUGGUUCUGGAAUUGGCAGAAUAUCAAAACAUCUACUUACCAAACACUUCAAAAAAGUUGAUUUGGUUGAGCAAAAUUCCGAGUUUCUAGAAGCAGCAAAAACUUACCUCGCUGGUCGUACAAAAAGAGUUGGGGAAUUUUUUCCCAUAGGUCUGCAAAACUUUUGUCCUGAAGUAGGGAAGUAUGAUGUCAUAUGGUGUCAAUGGGUUUUAGGACAUCUACAAGAUGACGAUUUUAUAAAAUUUUUCAGCCACUGUCAGGCAGGACUCAAAGAGAAUGGCGUGGUAAUAGUAAAAGAAAAUAUAACAAGUUCUGAAAACGUUGAAGUUGAUACACAGGAUUCCUCAGUAACACGCCCACUGAAGGAAUUACAACGUUUAUUCGAUCUGGCUGGAUUUUCUUCUGUAAAGGAACAAAAACAAUCCAGACUUCCACGAGGUCUUUAUCCUGUUUAUAUGUUCAUAUUACGACCUAGAAAAAUCAUACGGAAUUCUGUGAGCAAUGUACUACAGUAGAAAUAAAUAGUUCACAAUUAUCACAUAGAUCAGUUUAAUUCCGACAUUGCACAUAACAAUAAAUAUAUAUAUAUAUAUGAUGAUUGUUAAUAUUUAAUUCUUUGAUAUGAAUUAAAUUAUAAAGAAAAACAAGAAAGACCACUUGAAAACCAUACACAAGAAUAAUUUUUAAAAAUUUUAACACUUUUUAAUUCAAUAAAGUUUAUACUCAACUGGUUUAUUUUUUUCAGAUACAAAGUGUCGAUUCACUAAAUAAAAAUAUUUCAAUACUCUAAAAUUUACCAUAGUUUAAUUUCAUUUUGGUCUGAUUUUUUCAUACAUGAAGUGUUGAUUCGCUUCCUGCGGCGUUGAGUUUAUAACACGCUUUUUUACUGCGUGAAAAUGAGCCAAAACAUGCAUGUAUAAAUCAUUCUCCAUCUGCCAUACUUGCGAAUUUUGAAUUUUCUUUACAGUUUCUGGGAGAGGGUCAAUUUUUUGGGUAGUUUGUCGUAAGUGGGA
This is a messenger RNA of Neodiprion virginianus, 1340 nucleotides long. It is a transcript of the gene Ntmt, whose product is annotated as N-terminal Xaa-Pro-Lys N-methyltransferase 1. Gene Ontology annotation, molecular function: N-terminal protein N-methyltransferase activity. The transcript has 4 exons. Gene Ontology annotation, biological process: N-terminal protein amino acid methylation. Gene Ontology annotation, cellular component: cytoplasm. Bases 123 to 842 code for a protein of 239 amino acids. Lineage: Eukaryota; Metazoa; Arthropoda; Insecta; Hymenoptera; Diprionidae. The record is from RefSeq and is a predicted model, not a curated record.